Molecule: messenger RNA, 1281 nt
Organism: Sclerotinia borealis F-4128
Lineage: Eukaryota; Fungi; Ascomycota; Leotiomycetes; Helotiales; Sclerotiniaceae
Source: the annotation of a GenBank genome assembly
AUGGCCCUUAUACCCAAGAACUCCAUUCCGAACCCACCACAAAGUAUAUCCGACAGCUCCGACGACGAAGAUGGAGCUCGUAUUUAUACCCCUCCUGAAACCGAUUCCACCGACGGUCCCUCAAGUUCGACCUAUCUCCCAGACAUAAGUCACUUCGGCGAUAUAAUUCAAGGACUUCGAAAUAUCAAACUUUCCCAAGUUGAUGCCGAUAAGUCUGACGCAUCGGAGCAAGAGGUAGGCAAAGAUCUAUCCGCAAAUAAGAAGACUAGAAGAAGCAAAGCCAAGAAAAUUGUUCCCGCGGAUACUGCCGUCAGCAAUGUUACCGAUGCCCUCCAGAGCCUUACAGUUUCUAACGAAGGAACGACUGAUCAUUUAGAGCAAGAGCGAACUAAUGCAAAGUCUGCAAAGAACAGGAGGGAGAAAGAGAGGAAGAAGAGACGCAAGGCUGAACUGGCUGCGGAAGAUGCCAACAAGGACAUUGACGCGGCAAACGCGAAUGACAAGUCCGACUACAGAAUUAUAAAAGACGCUGGAUACCGCAGCAUGAAACAAUUCAUGGAUAUUCAUGGUCUCAGACUCCACGACUCUGAGGAUAUUGCUACGGCCAAAACAAUCAUCAAGGAUAUGUGGGAAAUGAGUUUGGAUAAGUAUCAGUACCCUGACAAUCAAGCUGCAUCCGUGGAGGAGGAGGAAGACGAAGAGGAGGUGCCAGAGAAAACUGUGGGAUACGGGGCAAUAUCCAACUAUAAAUGGCUCAAGGACUCGGAAUGGGACAACAUUAGAGAUUUUAUGGUCGCCCAUGGGUUUGAUUGGCAUGACUUCGAUGAUCGUACUGCGGCUAAAGAGUUGAUUGAGAGGAUCAAGGAGGAUCAAGCUUUUGAGAAACAAGCCAAACAGCCGCUUCCACGAAUGAGAAACGAGGUUGGAUAUGCUUCUGCCACACCAAAGACGGCCAAGACCAAGAAGAAGACUGUAGUCGGCUUGUGGGAAGAUUAUUUUGGAAAUGAGACCCAGCUUGCAAACUGGCAGAGACUGUGUGUCGAUGUUGGCAUGGAAGAAAUUCCUAGUAGCAUCACUAAGUGUCGCAAGGCUUUAGGAAAAGUAUGGGUCAACAUCUACGACUUCCUCGAUGCUAAAGCUGAAGGUAAACCAGUCAAGAGAUAUAAGAGUGAACAGAAGCUUGCUAUGUAUACAAUGAAAUCAGGCAAGAUAUAUCCUAAGAAGCAGGCUAAGCAAGGCGGUCCUGCUAGAGUUCUGUUGGCGCAUAUUUUCGGACAUUGA